Molecule: messenger RNA, 1553 nt
Organism: Eubalaena glacialis (North Atlantic right whale)
Lineage: Eukaryota; Metazoa; Chordata; Mammalia; Artiodactyla; Balaenidae
Gene: CENPU
Product: centromere protein U
Exons: 13
Coding region: 26-1267 (413 amino acids)
Cellular component (GO): nucleus
Source: RefSeq, a predicted model, not a curated record
UCGGCGCAGUGAGCGGUGGGCUAAGAUGGCCCCGCCGCGGCGAGUGAGGGGCUCGGGUCCGAGAUAUUCAAAGAACACUGUAGGAAGAACACAGUCCACGAAAGAUGAAGCUGGCCAAAAGUACAAGCCUACUGAUAUAUUUGAUUUUCCUGAUAAUUCUGGGAUCUCAAGCAUCGGCAGGCUGGGUGAAAAUGAGAAAGAUGAAGAACCCUAUGAAACCUUUGACCCUCCUUUACACAGCACUGCUAUAUAUGCUGAUGAGGAAGAAUUCUCCAAGCACUGUGGGUCAUCUCUCCCCUCAACUCCUCAAGGAAAAGAAGCAAAAAGAAGUUCGGACACUUCUGACGUUGAAGCAAGUGAAAAUGAGUCUGUAAAAAUUAGUGCAAAAAAGCCAGGAAGAAAACUCAAGCCCAUUAGUGAUGAAUCUGAAAGCACUGAAGAAAGUGAUGUAAGAAGAAAAGUUAAACCAGCAGAGAACAUAAGUACACAACGUGAAGCUGUUUCAGCUACAGCAUCUUCAGAACCUUCAGAGAAACCAGCUGAAUCAGUCACGCUUAAAAAGGUGGGACCCCUUGGUGCCAAGCCCUCUGUUGAAAAAGAGACCCUGGAAACAAAGUCAACUGGUAGGAGAAAAACUCAGAAAAAGAAGAUGUUUCGUGGCAAAAGGAAGAAACCAAGAAGUGAAGCCGCAGACUUGGAUACUUCCGACUGUUUACCUAUUUGGUGUUUAAAAGAAAAGAAAACCAGUGACAUCAUGGAGUUAGAUGUCAUUUUGUCUGCAUUUGAGAACAUCCUCCUAGAGUAUAAGCAAAAAACAGACUCUAGAAUUUGUAAGGAAGCCAUCAACAAAUUUCAUUCUAAUUUGAAAGAAGAACUCAUCAAAAUGCUUAAAGAAGUCCAGAUGUUGAAAACUCUGAAAAGGAAGAACACUAAGAUGAUCUCAGAUAUCGAAAAGAAAAGGCAACGUUUGAUUGAAGUCCAGGAUGAACUGCUUCGGUUAGAACCAGAGCUGAAACAACUACAAAUAAAGUAUGAUGACCUUAAGGAGAGAAAAGCUUCCCUUAGGAAUGCAGCAUAUUUCUUGUCUAAUUUAAAACAGCUUCAUCAAGAUUAUUCAGAUAUUCAAGAGAAAGAACCAAAUGUAAAGGAAACGUAUGAUUCGUCCAGCCUUCCAGCUCUGCUAUUCAAAGCAAGACCCCUUUUGGGAGCUGAAAACCAUCUGCAAAAUAUCAACUAUCAAUUAGAGAAGCUCCUUGACCAGAAAUGAGACCAGUCUACUAAAGUGUGCACAUAGAAAGAUUAGUCUCAUGCUACUGCCUGUUACCUUCUGAAACUGUAUGUAUUUUUCCACAAAGGAGAUGGGGGAGAAAACCGCCAAACUUUAUUACUAUUAAUUUGAAUUGAAUAUUCCUUUUAAUUGUUACAGCAACAUUCUCAGGUACAUUUAAAAAAAGUAAACUUGUCUAAUUGUUCAGGCUGGUUGUAUGGUCUUGUCACCAGAAUCUAAUAUUACUUUGUCAUUAAAAUUAAAUGGCUAGGUUAUAGUAGUUUUA